CCUUGUGACUGCACUCAGUAAUAAUAAGCCAUUUUAGUAUAUUGUACAAAUGGAAUAUUGGUAGGAGGUGGGAAUAAUAAACAACUUGGACUAAUUAAAUUUGUAAGUUGUUGAAUCGUUCAACAAAAUGUCAUCAUCCGUUAUAUCGUCACCUUCUCCACCUGUCAGUGACAAGAAUGAAAGAAGAUCGCAGAGUCCACGGAUCACUUGCACUGCUCAUGGAUGUAAUCAGAGCUUUUCAAGUGCAAGUGAGCUAGCAAUUCACAAGCAGAAACAUCAAAUGACUCUAAAACUAGGGCCAUCAAGAACAGGACUCGCGGACAUGCUUCCUUUCGAUCAAACUCCCACACCUACAAAGUUCUUGCAAUAUGGAAAAGAAACUGGUCUUUUUGACGAAAUUAGUAAUCCGUUUGAUAAUGAGUUUAAAAGGAAUACGACACCUGGACACAGUCUGAAAGAGAUUGAUGGAUAUCAGAAAGCAAGAAGGUCAGCCGUACCAGGACUCAUAAUCAAUAACCAAAAAGCAAAAACACCUACGAGUUUUUCCGUAUCAAAUCAUAUUGGACUUGCUCCUGUGGCGCAACCUGUCCAUGUUAUCACAUUAACGCCAACGUUGCCUUCACCUGUCGGUGCAUUAUCCGGAGCACCUUUUUUUAUUCCACCACUGCCUUCACCACAAACCUUCUUACCAAGUCCUGCUGCAUUAAUCAGUCCGUCAAUUGUUCCAUUUUCUGCCCCUGGUCUACCCUUUCCUAACAUGCAAGCUGUAGUGGAAGCUCAGCAGGCUGCUAUAACUCAGGCAUUUAUUAACGCUGCUGUGGCCAAUUCAAAUAACAAUCAACAACAUCUUCACCAACAUCAGCAGCAUCAUCAACCUGUUUCGCAACCACACGAGGAGUCAAAUGCUCCAAAUCAAAGCCAUAUGGUAGCUUCUAGAACAUCGUCCAUGACAGAUCUCCCAGAAAAUGAUGUCAACCCGUUUCCCACCCACACGGUAUCAGUACCGGUUCAUAACAAUCCAACACCACCAUCUUGCCAUGCAUUGCAAGUUGGACAAAACAUGGCUGCUGCACCAGUGGGAUCAGCAUCCGUUAUACAACAGCACAGUCAAAUGAAUAUGGAACCUCAGAGAAGGGCAUUGACACAGUCAAAUUCUAUGGAUCAUCAGCAAAAUCACCAUAAUGUUAUGUCUGCAAAUCUAGAGAGGAAACCAAGUUUUCCUGGUGAAACAUCAGUGAUAACACAAGCACCAGCAAAUUCAUCUACUGCAUUGCAAAUGAAUCCUAACAUGAAUAUGCACAAUGCAAAUUCUGUGGGAUACCAAUACAACAUGUCUCCUUACACGCACACAGAUGUUACGAGGGUUUCGUCUCAUCCAGUUCUCACGUUAUCACGGUCUGUACCAACCCCACAUAACAACAAUCAAAACCACUCACAAUUACCCCAUCAAAACUCUUUGCCGAAUAUUGAUGCGAAACAGAAAUUAAAAGAAACAUUGACGAGUAAUAAUCCAAAUUUACAAGUCGAACAUUCGAGUAUGUCAUUUCAAAUCAAAGAAGAAGAUAGAAGCCAGCAUUUGAAAUCUACGGAAAAUGAAGAACUAUUUGGCUAUCUGUCAGACCAGAAUGAAGUAUCUUCAUCCAGUAUCAUUGAUGGUGGUGUAUCAAAAACCGGUAGGAGGAGAGGAAGGCAAACUGCUCUAGAUCCUGACCAAAAAAGAAUGCGGUUCUUGGAACGAAAUCGGGCUGCUGCUAGCAGAUGCCGUGCGAAGAAAAAACAAUGGGUGAAUGGACUGGAAAGCAAGGCAAAAGAACUAUGCUCAUCAAAUGUUAACUUACAGAACGAGGUCGCCAAUUUGCGAGAGGAGGUUGCAAAGCUGAAACAACUUCUAUUGGCACACAGAGAUUGUCCAAUCACUCGUAUUCAGCAACAGAAACUUGUAAGCGCUGGCGGAGAUCCCACAGCUGUUGUUACUAACCCAGCACAGGCUGCUGCAAGCCUUUUAGGCUUAUCUCAGGAAGAUGGAAAUUCAGAGUCAAAUGCGUCUGAAGAUGUAAAAGGCUUCAAUCUGCCUCUGUCUCACACAAAUUCAAAUGGAUCAUUGAAUGGAGAUGACUCGCAGGAAAGUAAUGGCUUGCAUCAGAUGCAACAGCAGCAAACAUCAGUUCUUGUUAAUCACAGUUUUAAGCAAGAAUUAUCUCCCGAAGGAUAUUCUGUUUUACCGCAGUCUACCAACACAUCAGCCAUCGUCAUGAACAGCAAUUAUGCGGCCAGUUCCUCUUCUUUGUCAAGCACAUCAUCGACGUGACCUAUAACCUUUUAACUUUAUGGGAUAUCAGGAAGUUCACUUGUGAAUUGCAGUAACACAUAAAUUAAGGUGAUAAAUAUGAUCAACACGAGAAAGAAUUGAGCCAAGUACGAUCAGGACUCAAAUUCGACCGAUUCUCAUUUCUCAGUAAAUUUUUUCCGUUUUGUUUUUCUGUUGACAAGGAAGUUCAAUUUUUCAACUCAAGAGCGACUCACUACCAUAGAAUAAGACAUAGCUUACAUACUCAUAAGUCUAUAUGCGACUUUCUGCAUUUGAGUGAUCUCUUCUGAUCUUACUCUGAGCAAACUCGCAUAAAAAUUAUCUAUGGCGUUUCUCAACACAAUUUUAUCCAAAAUAGGUUUAUUAGAAUUAUUAGCAUAGUUUUGCUAAAUAUUCUGCUUUUAAACUUUUAACUAGCAUAUUACACAAUGUUUCUAUAUUCUAUAUAUAUAAAUAUAUUUUUCAUUGAUAUUACAAAAAUCUAGAAGGAAAAAAUAAAUCAGAAAAAGAUUUUCUGAAUACAAAUUUUUGCCGAAUUGGAGAGGGGUGCUUUUUACUCUAUAUUAUUUUCUUGUAUGAUUUUAAUGAAAUUUACUUUUCGAAUGUUCCAUGCUUUGAGUAAAAUUGGGAUGUCACACAUCCUGUUUAUCUUUUUUUUUUUUAAUUUGUCUGCGUAAUUAUAUCCCUGACGAAUGUUGCAAAACUAAAGUUGCCUUUAUUGCCAAUUGCUCCUAUAAAGUACAAAUAUUGAUGUUUUUCAUUGUUAGAUUUGUUUGGGGAAAUAAUACGGAGGCUUUAAGUACCAUAUAAAAAUAUGCUUAUAUUGAUAUUAAAAUAUUCUAAUUGCGAUUAUUUUAUUAAAGUUGUUCUGUUGUGACAGUUGUGUAGCUAUCGGAAUGACUACAAAUUCUUCUGCACUGCGGUCUAUUCUGAUUUCAAGUAUUCUUAGUGAAUCCAGUUCCUACAAAUUCUAUAUGAACUAAAAUUGUUAUAACAUGAGAUGUAAUUAAUUUCUUUUUGCGCUCGGUCAUAACUGGUAAUGAAUAUUAUAUGGAAUUCAUGAUGGUUUGGAUUAUCCUUUAUUAUCCUCAGAGACAACCUAUCAUAAUGUUAACGAAAUUCACAGGAUAAAAUUUUUCAUUAUUGAUCUUUCCAGUUUGAAUUCUUCAGACGGACUGUGCAUUUAAUAUUCACACAUGCUUAUAUGGAUAAUUUCAAGUUUACAUUCUGAAUUCAUCAUUAAGAGUACAGUGCAGUUACUGUAUUUUUUCUAAGUUUCUAGCAUUUAAAACUUGGAUCCUAUCCUUGCUUUCCAUCUCAUUUGAAGAGGGUGGUACAAUGGACAUUUGACUACAAUGUUUCUAAAUUAGGUGAUUUUCAGCAUUAUCCUUUUUUAUUCAACUAUUUUUGAACAAUUUUGUUUCGAGAC
Molecule: messenger RNA, 3737 nt
Organism: Styela clava
Lineage: Eukaryota; Metazoa; Chordata; Ascidiacea; Stolidobranchia; Styelidae
Source: RefSeq, a predicted model, not a curated record